Microthlaspi erraticum is the source of this 1047-nucleotide messenger RNA. Lineage: Eukaryota; Viridiplantae; Streptophyta; Magnoliopsida; Brassicales; Brassicaceae. The record is from the annotation of a GenBank genome assembly.
AUGGAUUCGUCUUUUUCGUCUUGGGCAACGAAGAACACCAAACUCUCUGUGCGGAAUCAAACGCAAUUCAAGAAAUCAUCCAACAACAUUCCGGCUUCGAAGAAGAACAACAAUUUGUGCAUGAGGGAACAUACGCUCUUCAAGAAAGCCUUCGAGCUUUCCACUCUGUGCGAUGUCGAACUCUGCGUCCUCUACUACGGCCGUGAAGGAGAACUCAUCAAGACAUGGCCCGAGGAUCAAACCAAGGUCAGAGACGUGGCCGAGAGGUUUAGCAAACUAAGCGACGGAGAGAAGCGCAAGAAAAGCUCAAACCUUUCUCAAUUUCUGAGCAAGAAGAUCAGCGACGAGAAGAAGCAUGACGAUGACAGCAAAUUAUCAGACAAAUUGUUUGAGAUGGAGGCUUCCUUGGAAAGUCGCUUACGUGUAUUCCAAGAAAAGCUUCGUCUUCUUUCCGCUCCACAUGAUCAUCAGACGGAGCCCUGUGCGGCUUUACCAUCUCCUUCGCUAAUUGUCGAGAAUCAUCAACAGAGGACUGAAGAGCCAUCAGCGAAUCAUCUGGGACAAGAUCAGAGGCAGAGCCUUGCUGUUUGCUCCGGCUUCCCAAUCCCAACUGAUUUAUCCAAGUCGUCUUCGUCUUCGUUGAUGAAUCAUCCUCCCAACUUUUCAAUCCUUCUCUAUAACCAUGUUAACCGUACUUUUACCCAAUUGCCUUCCCCCUUUUCCCAACCGGCGAUUCCACAGAAUCUUGAUCAGGGUUACUCAGAUUCGUUACUUGGGGGACAACGGUUCGGUAACAUUGAACUUCCUCCUCUGAUGCAGACACAAAGCCAGUUUGAUCAGAAUGCUUCAUGGAAUCAGGGUUUUGGUUACUCGGAUUUGUUACUUGAGGGACAAGGAUUUGAUGGCAUGGGAAGCUGCAUUAACAAUAACAAUCAACUUCCUCCGAUGAUGCAGACACAGAACCCAUUUGUCCAGUUUAGUCAGAAUGCUCCAUGGAAUCAGACGACAUCUUUUGGUGAUCCAAUGAUGUUCGCUUCCUACGAUUAG